AUGAGAAGGGUCACGUUGCUCUGCCUCCUAGUCAUCUCCUGUCAAGCAUACAGUGAUCGUUAUGCGAAAGACUACGCGAGCAGAGACUACAGUGUUGAUGAACAAACGAUAAUCACCUAUCCACGAUCAGUGACUCACACCUUCCCGAAUCGUACACAAUGCCUUGAGUUAUGCGAACUACCAUGCACCAUCACUAAUGUCUACAUGGAGAAUCGGAACAUUGAGAUGUAUAACUGUGUGAAACUCCGCCCACCAAAGGUGUCGAUGCUGGGCUCGAUUAAGGCGAACUCAUUCUACAUGACGUUGCUCGUGUUGGGGGUGAUCACACUCGCCAUUGUGCUCUUCAUAACGCUAUGUUUCUGUUGCUCAUAUUGCUGUCGACAACCUGUCGGAAGUCGGGGUUCAUCCAAAGAUGCGCUAAACCCGACCGAUGAUGGCGAAUUCAGAGAAUAUCUGACCGAACCUGACAGUGGUAAGAUUCGAAAAGAGCGUGACUUCUCAAGGAGGCCUCGUGCCGCCGCCGCACAUAUUGUCUGA
Molecule: messenger RNA, 537 nt
Organism: Ostertagia ostertagi
Lineage: Eukaryota; Metazoa; Nematoda; Chromadorea; Rhabditida; Trichostrongylidae
Source: the annotation of a GenBank genome assembly